AUGGCCCCCCUCAAACCCGGUGACAAGUUCCCCUCGGACGUUGUGUUCGACUGGGUGCCCAUCAAAAACCAAGACGCCACACUCGCUGGCACCCCACAAGAUUUCAACGCAUCCUCCGAAUGGAAAGGGAAGCGAGUGGUUCUCGUCUCUGUCCCUGGCGCCUUCACACCUAGCUGUCAAGCCUAUCAUCUGCCUCCCUACAUCGACCAGCUAGACAAGCUCAAAGCCAAAGGUGUAGACCAGGUUGCCGUGAUUGCCAGUAAUGAUGGAUGGGUAAUGAGCGCAUGGGGGAAAGUUAAUCGGGUGGAGGGUACGGAUAUUCUCUUCAUGGGCGACACCAAGUCGGGAUUCUCUAAGAAACAUGGAUGGGAUGCGGGAAUGGGCGAUCGGAACGGAAGAUGGGCUAUGGUCAUUGACCGAGAUGGCACGGUGAAGUAUGCGGAUAAUGAACAGGACCCCACCAAAGUGACGGUUUCCGGAGUGGAGGCUGUAUUGUCGAACUUGUGA
Paraphaeosphaeria sporulosa is the source of this 507-nucleotide messenger RNA. Its product is annotated as AhpC/TSA family protein-like protein. Gene Ontology annotation, biological process: hydrogen peroxide catabolic process; cell redox homeostasis; cellular response to oxidative stress. The transcript is spliced from 2 exons. Lineage: Eukaryota; Fungi; Ascomycota; Dothideomycetes; Pleosporales; Didymosphaeriaceae. The record is from RefSeq and is a predicted model, not a curated record. Gene Ontology annotation, molecular function: thioredoxin peroxidase activity. Gene Ontology annotation, cellular component: mitochondrion; cytoplasm; peroxisome. Bases 1 to 507 code for a protein of 168 amino acids.